UUGAUCGUUCUUCAUUGCUCACGUAUCUAUUGUGACGACAAUAUUUCAAAGUUUUUACAAGUUAUUACGGAUCGUGUACCAGUUUUUCAACAUGGACGUUUCUGAGGCACGGCCCUCUGGCGUCAAGCUCAUUACUCGAAAAAAAAUUUACGACAUUAUGAAAGGGUAUACCAAGAACGACAUUAACAAAAAAAUGGACUAUGCUGAAUCUUUUCUGUUGAAUUUUCAAAAUUUUUCAGAAGAACAACGAAAAGAAGAUAUACACAAAUUGUCAAAUCUAAAAUCAGAAAUAAAACGCAGAUGGAUUGCCGCACAUUACAUAGAAGAACUUUUCCUUAAAAGAAAUAAUUGUUGGCUCCAAAUGAUAUUUGAAAUACCAUAA
Messenger RNA from Acanthoscelides obtectus, 382 nucleotides. The record is from the annotation of a GenBank genome assembly. Lineage: Eukaryota; Metazoa; Arthropoda; Insecta; Coleoptera; Chrysomelidae.